Molecule: messenger RNA, 1676 nt
Organism: Owenia fusiformis
Lineage: Eukaryota; Metazoa; Annelida; Polychaeta; Sabellida; Oweniidae
Source: the annotation of a GenBank genome assembly
UGAAAAAACAAUUUUUCCCAAAUAUUUAUUUAUUUCGACACAUCUUCAAAUCAUGACUCAGUAGAACACCUUUCAGACUAUAUAUCUAGUUCUAAGCUUGUCUACACUCAUUGAAGCCAUCUUGAGGUAGCCCAUAUAUUAACAGCUCUCAUAAUGACAACAGUAAAAACUGGAUAUCUUCGCAGAAAUGGAAAGGGAGGUAUCCUUCAAGGAGACAAAUGGAAGAAGAACUACUGUAUGCUUUACCAAGACAGUACCUUAGUGUGGUAUAAGAGUCAGGGAGACACAGAAGCAAAAGGAAGUGUCCUAUUAAAGAAUGUAGCCAAUUACCUUGCUGUUGGAAGUUACACAUCGGUGAUUCCAGAACGCCCAACACUACCAUCGGGUGCCUCAAUUGAUAAUGUCAUAGCUGUGCCACAGGAGCCGCGAAAGAAGAAAAUCCACUGGUUCUUAUGCGCAGAUACUAAUGAAUUGAAUGCAUGGAUGCAAGCAAUAACCAGUACACUUCCACCUCCUCCAGGUCAACAGCAAGCCCCAGUAGCAGGUCCCCCACCCCCACAACAGGAUACAAUUGUACCCCAGCAGGCAGCCCCAGUGUCCUCUGGCUACCCAGCACAUGGGGGUCACUCACCCUAUCCCACAGGUGGUCCACCCCCUAUACCUAACAACUAUGGAGCAGCGCCCCCACCCCCUAUAGGUUUUGAUGGUGCGUCUGCUGCACCCCCAUAUAACCCACAAGCUGGAGCAGGCUACCCCCCUCCUGGAGGUCAUUCACCCUACCCCCAACAAAAUUAUGCGCCACCCCCUCAGCAGCCAUACGCUCCUUACCCCCAACAACCAUCAGCGUAUCCACAACAACCGGCUGGGUAUCCACAACAACCUGCAGCGUAUCCACAGCAACCGUAUCCACAACAGCAUUAUCCACAACAACCUGGUUACCAACAGCAACCCUAUGGUCAACAGCAAGCUUAUGGUCAACAGCCUUAUGGUCAACAACCUUAUGGUCAGCAACCACAUUAUCAACAUCAAGGAGGUUAUGCUCAGCGUCCCCAGCAAGUGGUGUAUGUUAAGGAGAAGAAGAACAAAGGUAUUUUAGACAGCAAUACGGGGAAGAUAGGAGCAGGUCUGAUAGGGGGCGCUGUCCUCGGUUAUGGGGCAGCAAGUAUGAUGGGUGGCGGAUGGGGAGGCUACGGAUGUGGCGGUGGGUUUGGCAGGAGAGGCAGCUGGGGUUCAUGGUCAAGUUUCAGCAGUUUUAGCAGCUUUGGCAGUUGUGGGAGUUUCGGAAGUUUUGGCGAUUAGCUUUAAGUUAUCAAUUUAUUACAUAGAGAAACCAACAAGAUGCUCUGUUUGUUAACAACAGUGAAGAAUGGAGAUGGACUUUGUUUUAGCUGAGACAAAUCAGGAAGAAAAAAUAUUUAUUAAGAUUAUGAGACACCAACACAAUGCAAGUUCAAUUCAUUUGAACUAAAUGUUUAAAGUGGAUAUGAUCAGGACAGAUAUGAUAGCUAUAAAGGAGCUGAGACAUCAGGAUUAAAUCUCCAGACCUGACUCAAACUAUCUCAUGGUCAUUGCUAAGCAAAGUUCUAAAUGCAAUGGCGUAAAACUUAACCCUUUCUCUUUCACCUGAUAAUUUUCAGAUACAGGAAAAAAUGUUAUAUAUUAAUGUACUGAGACAC